Messenger RNA from Dermatophagoides pteronyssinus (European house dust mite), 384 nucleotides. RefSeq names its product DNA ligase 1-like. Lineage: Eukaryota; Metazoa; Arthropoda; Arachnida; Sarcoptiformes; Pyroglyphidae. The record is from RefSeq and is a predicted model, not a curated record.
AUGUCCGUCUUCGACACAAUAAACAGCAUUUACAAGGAAGUGGGCGCUUCCUCCAACACGCGUCGCCAGGGCUUGAUCGAGGCACUGCUGAUUGCAGCGACUCCGCUGGAGGGUCAAUACAUAAUACGCAUUUUGUCAAAAUCUCUGCGCAUUGGCAUACAAAACCAAACAAUCUUGAUCGCCACGGGGUUUAAUGACGACGACUUGGCGACGCUAUCGACGGCCAUUGAAAAGAAUGUUGUAAGCGAAAUGCCUGGCAAUUACCGCGCAAAUAUCGUGCCGGAUGUCUGGGUGACGCCGGAACUUAUUUUUGAAGUACGCGCCGCAGACAUUUCAGCUUCGCCCACAUAUAACGCAGCUGAAACGCUGCGUGAUAAAGGAUAA